This is a messenger RNA of Monopterus albus (swamp eel), 2647 nucleotides long. RefSeq names its product interferon gamma receptor 1-like. The transcript is spliced from 3 exons. Lineage: Eukaryota; Metazoa; Chordata; Actinopteri; Synbranchiformes; Synbranchidae. Gene Ontology annotation, cellular component: extracellular region. The record is from RefSeq and is a predicted model, not a curated record. Gene Ontology annotation, biological process: positive regulation of osteoblast differentiation. Bases 143 to 1525 code for a protein of 460 amino acids. Gene Ontology annotation, molecular function: growth factor activity; cytokine activity.
CCGUUGAGUGCGGACUGACACCGAACACCUGGCCGGCUACCUAGCGAAAAAUAAGAGUUAUUCUUUCAUUCUCUCGGGUUUUCAUUUGUUUGUUUGUUUGUUUUUUAACAAAACAUAGACAUUUUCUCCAAGGUUCUUAUGAAUGGAACGGUUUCCACGAACAUCAGCCAUGAUCAACCGGGUUUUCCAUAUUCUGCAUUUAUUUCUGAUGCUGGAGACCAGCUGGGGUACGCUCGUAUCUGGGGAUCUGGAUGAAGCCGUGCGUCAGGGUGCCGAUGUUGUACCCGGUGUAGAAAAGUACGUCUUUGCGCACGAAAUCGCAAACCGUGAUAUGGUCUCCAUCAAUAUGUUCAAAGUGUAUGAGAGGUACAGCAAAGAGCCGCAGAGCCACAGAGAUGGAAACACUGUGAGAAGUUUUAAAGCUGUCCAGAGAGUUCUGCACGGUAAAGAAGUGCUCCAGUUCAACUUGUCUUCCAUCCAAGAGUCAGAGGUCAUCCUCUCUGCCUCUUUUCACUUCCUUUACAAGCGCCACCACCAGCGACUGUGGCAUUUCCGAAGGCCCCGCCACCCAUCCAGCAGCUUCCAGCAUCUCCAUCCUCCCUCCCCGCAGCUCCUCUUCCACGGAUCAUCACCAAACACAGCUUUUGCACGACUGCUGGGAAACAUAACUCUGGCUCCUUUCAAGAAAGGCUCUUGGCAAACACGGGAUGUCACAGCAGUGUUGAAACAUGCCAAAGAUGUCAAAGAGCUUGUGGUAACAGUGGAGUUUGAUAUGGGGUUUAGGGAGCCUUGGGCACAUCAGAAGCGCUCUCAUGGGCAAGAGCAUUUCUCUCCUGCCAGCCUGCCGUAUAUCUUGGUAUAUGCAGAAGAUCAAGUUAUAGAUGAGCCAAACAGUGUGGCCAUGUCACUUCAGCGGUAUGGGCCUUUCCAUGUAGGAGAUGACGCAUCCUCCUCUACCUCAGCCUCAAGAAUCAAGAGGGAACUUCAUCUUGAGAUCCAAACCAAUGACAUCCCAGAAGUCCAGUUCAGCACUUUGAAGAAUCAUGAACUGUGGCAGAACACAUAUUACCCGGCAAAAGCCAAAGCAGCAGUCAAGUUGGUAAGGAGGCAGGGCCAGGAGAACAGCAAGGGCCUGAGUAGACCCCAGGUGCUGAGCUUUGAUGAGCAGACAAUGAAGAAGGCCAGGAGGAGACAGUGGAGCGAGCCCAGGGUUUGCUCCAGGAGGUACCUCAGGGUGGACUUUGCUGAUAUCGGUUGGAGUGAGUGGGUUUUGGCACCAAAGUCAUUCGAUGCCUACUACUGUGCUGGGACAUGUGGAUUCCCCAUCCCUAAAGUGGUACGGCCCUCAAAUCAUGCCACCAUCCAAAGCAUCGUCAGAGCUGUGGGAAUUAUACCUGGCAUUCCCGAACCGUGCUGUGUUCCCGAAAAGAUGAGCCCUCUCAGUGUACUUUUCCUCGAUCCAAACAGGAAUAUGGUUCUAAAGAUUUACCCUGGCAUGUCUGUGGAUAGCUGUGCAUGUCGAUAGGAAUGGAGACACCAUCAGCGACAAUGAAAAGGACAUUAAUGUAGACUCAGCACAUAAUAGGAGGGCAUAGUUCAGAUCAAAGAGCACAAACACGGUGAGAACAGCUGAGUACAAACUAUACCUACAGCUACAGUUCUUGUGCCUCUCUUCUCUGUUUUCUUGGAUUUGGAUGUGGACAGAUUUCAUAGACGUGUUUUUCUUCACCUGGGCCAACUUCACUAAUUCUUCCCCCUUAUCCAAAAGCAGGGUAAAGUGUACUUAUACACACCUAUGUAUGUACUGUAGUAGUCCUAAAGUUUCAAUGCAUUGACUGACUGUACGAUGAAGUAGAAAUCUCCUGCAGAUUGAUCGUCACCUCUCAUAAGCUUUUCGGUCCUUUAUCAGCACAUUAUUCAUAUUUUGCCCAUCUAAAUAUUGAACAAGAUUUUAUUUUCUCUAAUCUGAGCCUGGACUCACACUUGGUUUUGGAAUUGGAUCCUUCUCAAUUAAGCUCAGUGUGUGAGUUUUAGCCAUUUCUGAACCCAUCAGGACCUUCUUUUGUCUGUGCUGUCUUUGAGACUUCAGAACUGAAGUUUGGACAAAUGGAUCAACUGCACAUUAACUGGCAAACCCAGGAAGGGUUUGGACACAGAGUCUGCAUGGCAGCACAUUCACAUGCUACCAAAUUAACCAGCCCUGUAAAUAAAUACUCUAAAACAAACAAAACUGUGCUUAUGUGAGAGACACUUUAAUAUCAUCGAAUGGCACCCAUAUAUUAAUAAGAAAUGUUAUUCAUGCAUGAGAGGUAAUAUCAUCUUUGAACUAGAUUUCAUCAGCCAUUUGUUUAUAUCUUGUAUAUACGGUAGCAGCAAAGAGAAAAUGAAUGAUGCAUUGCUGCCACCUGCUGUGCAUUUUUGGGAAAGAUUAAUGGAUUUAAACAUUUUAACUCAAAGUUAAAGUCCUUCUUCAGUUUUUCCCUUUAAUAUUAUAUAUUCAAAAUAACAUGUACAGUUUGUAUUAUGUACAGUAAUGACAGCAAGUUUCCAUUCUAACUAAAAUGGAUAAAUGUAUCCACCUUUUUAUAAGUAAACACACAUACAUAUGGCUUAAAUGUCAUUAAUUAAUAGCAUAAUGGGUACUUUA